AUGAAGUUCAAGAAGUAUUCAAGAGAAAGUUUUGUGUACCGCAAGCAAGAAGGAGAAAAUCUUCUUAUUGUGGCUGUUUAUGUUGAUGAUCUCUUUGUAACAGGAAAUACAUUGGAAAACAUCAAAGAAUUCAAGGUUGGAAUGUCGUCAAAUUUCGAUAUGUCUGAUCUAGGAAGACUUACAUAUUACCUUGGGAUAGAAGUCAACCAAAACAAAGCAGGGAUCGAGAUUAAAAAAGAGGCAUAUGCGUGCCGAAUCCUAAAGGAGGCUGGCCUAGACUCGUGCAAUCCUACUCACAUACCAAUGGAGUUCGGCUUGAACAUGACUAAAGGUCAACAACGUAAACCAGACAUCGAUGCUACAAUGGAUCAAAGACAUAUCGACUGCUUAAGGUAUCUCUUGCAUACGAGACCUGAUCUCUCUUUUGCGGUUGGAGUUCUAAGUAGGUAUAUGCAAGCUCCUAAGGAAUCACAUGGUCGAGUGAUGAAACAAAUACUGAGGUAUAUACAAGGGACAUUGGCGUACAGUUUGAAGUUCAAGAAAGGAGGUUCUAAGAAACUUAUUGGCUACAGCGACAGCAGCCAUAAUGUAGACCCCGACGGCGGAAGAAGCACAACCGGGCAUGUUUUUUACUUUGGUGACACUCCGAUCAGCUGGUGCUCCCAAAAACAGGACAGAGUUCCAUUGUCCUCAUGCGAAGCCGAGUUCAUGGCUGCCACGGAAGCUGACAAACAAGCAAUUUUGGCUUCAAGACUUGUUGAGUGA
Eutrema salsugineum is the source of this 765-nucleotide messenger RNA. RefSeq lists its product as uncharacterized. The coding region runs from base 1 to 765 and encodes 254 amino acids. The record is from RefSeq and is a predicted model, not a curated record. Lineage: Eukaryota; Viridiplantae; Streptophyta; Magnoliopsida; Brassicales; Brassicaceae. The transcript has a single exon.